Messenger RNA from Drepanopeziza brunnea f. sp. 'multigermtubi' MB_m1, 1383 nucleotides. The record is from RefSeq and is a predicted model, not a curated record. NCBI's taxonomy places the organism in Eukaryota, Fungi, Ascomycota, Leotiomycetes, Helotiales, Drepanopezizaceae.
AUGUUGCCCAAGGAGACCAGCGAGGACAAGGCCUCCUUGGCCGAGAACAGCUACAAAGUGCGGCGCUUGGUCAUUAGGCUUGCGGCGCCGGUCCCCGGUUCGACCUCGGGGCCUGCGGUUCCUGCUGCUGCUCUUGCAGCGGUGCCGGCAUCGGAUUCGGGUUCGAUCUUUCGGCCUGCAGCUCCAUCGGGGCCAACUUCUUCAACUGUUGCCUUCAUUGACACGACUUCUGCGGCUGCUUCGACGUCGGCAAUGGUCCUAGACGACGACCCUCAAGGGAUCUAUAAUGCCAGCCCUGACAAUCCUCGAAGAACUCACAACGCUCCUCUCCCACACGAGGGCCAUCAAAGCACCUCCAAUGCUCACGUCCCGUUCGAUGAACCUCAAGCCAUGUACUAUACCCUCGUCCCAGCCGCCGCCGAUGACAUGUUCGCUCCGAACAGUACCCACGUCGUGAUUCAAACUCCGUCCCAUCCACGCUUGAGAUUCGCUUCCGAGAUUCAGCGAGCUCAAGUAGCCACACAGGGUCGCGACCACGACCCCGAGGGCAUCGGGUCGACGGACCACCUCCUCGACGGACUUCGAUUGAAUCCGGUCGACCCCAACUUCACUCCACCCGUGUUUGCCAACAGACCUUCCACUGUCAAAAACGAUGUUACUGCGGCCGCUGUCAAGAAGCCGUCUGUUGUCAACCGUCUGCGCUCAAUGGUCUCGAUGUCUCUCCUUCCAGGUACCCGCAGCGGUGGUGGCAUGAGCAACAGCCGCACCACGCCUAACCUUCGACAAUCGAAGAGUACCUAUCACUUCGGCACCCACAAGCAACAGCAAUACGAGAGGAUCAGCGAGGAGAACGAGACUAAUGACGGCAGCGACGACGGCACCGAUGACGGCUCUCUGGCGCCGGACGCCCUGGCAAACCACAUUUCCAAACAUCGACUAAUGACCGAAGCCAAGCUCUCCACCCCGCAUGCCGAACCUGCCCCGUUUCCCCCAUGGAAUGCGAGCGGACUGCAGCCUUCUGGCCGUGGCGACGUCUAUCGAUCGAAUUCUGCCGAGGAGACCGCGACCGGUGCCAGCACCGGUACCACAAGUGCCGAGGAAGCCGAACGCCUGGUCAAGGAACAGAAGAAGGCGAACCGUAAGGCCCGAAUGUAUCACAAGGAGACAGGUGAGGCGGCUGGUGAGAUUGACAUGACUAUUGAGGUGGCACGUGAUGAUAUUGAGACUGAUUGUGUUGAGACUGGUCAGGCUGCUUCCGCCGCUCAAGUCGACCAUCUCUUCCCGCCCUGGGAGACUCGAUACUCGCGAGACAAAAAGGUCAGCGGUGUUAAGAAAGCCUGGCUGAAGCUUGAGGCAUGGGGGAAAAAAUUCAAUCGCAAGUGA